Molecule: messenger RNA, 4285 nt
Organism: Mobula hypostoma (lesser devil ray)
Lineage: Eukaryota; Metazoa; Chordata; Chondrichthyes; Myliobatiformes; Myliobatidae
Gene: atg5
Product: ATG5 autophagy related 5 homolog (S. cerevisiae)
Exons: 8
Coding region: 175-1002 (275 amino acids)
Biological process (GO): autophagosome assembly; cellular response to nitrogen starvation; autophagy of mitochondrion
Cellular component (GO): phagophore assembly site membrane; cytoplasm; Atg12-Atg5-Atg16 complex
Molecular function (GO): Atg8-family ligase activity
Source: RefSeq, a predicted model, not a curated record
CGGGGCGUAGGCCCGGGAAUUGAUCCUGGUUACGCUCCCCAAUGCGAGACUGCUGGGUUUCCUUAUCCUGCCGGGGCCCUGCUUCUCCUCUCCGUUCUCCCCUCACGGUGUAGCCAUUUGUUACUCAUUGCCAAGGUACACCUGUCUAUAUGUGUUGCAUCAAAUGUUGGAAAAAUGUCAGAUGACAGAGAUGUAUUACGAGACGUUUGGUUUGGAAGAAUACCAACUUGUUUCACGCUUUCUCAGGAUGAAAUAACCGAGAGGGAAGCUGAACCUUAUUAUCUGCUUUUACCGAGAGUCAGCUACCUGAUGCUCGUCACUGACAAAGCUAAAAAGCACUUCCAGAAAGUUAUGAGACAAGAGGAUGUGGGAGAGAUGUGGUUUGAAUAUGAAGGUGUACCUCUGAAGUGGCAUUAUCCUAUUGGUUUACUUUUUGAUCUGCAUGCAUCGAACACUGUACUGCCAUGGAACGUUAUAGUUCACUUUAAGAAUUUUCCUGAAAUGGAAUUACUUCAUUGCCUCACAAAAGAUGCUGUUGAAGCUCAUUUUAUGUCCUGCAUUAAAGAAGCUGAUGCCUUAAAGCACAAAAGUCAAGUAAUCAAUGAGAUGCAGAAAAAGGAUCAUAAGCAGCUUUGGAUGGGCUUACAAAAUGAUAAAUUUGACCAGUUUUGGGCCAUCAAUCGAAAACUUAUGGAGUAUCCAGCAGAUGAAGGAGGAUUCCGCUAUGUUCCUUUUCGGAUAUAUCAGCCUCUAAAUGAACGACCAUUUAUUCAGAAGCUUUUUCGCCCAAUCAGUUCGGAAGGUCAACCACACAAUCUUGGUGACUUGUUGAAAGAAAUGUUUCCUGCUGCUGUAACCACUGAAGAUGUGGAGAAGCAAUAUCAAGUAGUCAUUCAUGGGAUUGAACCAAUGCUGGAAACACCUUUGCAGUGGCUUAGUGAGCAUCUGAGCUACCCAGACAAUUUCCUGCACAUUAGUAUCAUUCCUGUGCCGAGAGACUGAGGAAGCAAGCAACUCAAACAGAAAGCGAAUCACCCUGUCCGGACUUGCCUAAGCAGUGCUAUUUUCCACUUUCAUAAAGCCUGUUGGAAGCAACUUGAAUCAGAGAUACUCGCUGCUGCAAGCCUAACAGGGAGAGAUCCCACAAGUGACUGAUCCUAGUUUGUAUCUCUAUUAUAAACCUGCUGUUGUCAUUAAACCUCACUCACAACAUGAAAACUUCUUAAGGCCACUAGUGUCAUUUUUCUUGUACAAUGUUAAACAUAAUAUUUUCUAAGGCAUCAAGCAACGGAACCACGUAACACUUAAUUUCUGAUUAACAUAUAAAACAGGGGUAUUUCCAAAAGUGACCAUGAUUGAAUUGCAGUAUGAGAGUAUGGAAAGAGUUUUUUUUUACUUUCCAAAGGAUUAUGCUAGCUCUCAGAAAAACAAAUAGAUACUGAUUUGCAGAAAUGUUUCAAAAUUUUUCAUUCUUUCACCAUCUUUUAUUUCUUUUCUUCCAAAUACACUCAUUCCCUCUCCCUCUCUUGCCCCCUCUUUUGCUCUGCCCCUCCCUCCCCCACCCCAUUCUUCCCCCAUCUGCUCCCCCUUCGUCCCUGCCCCAUUACCAUCCCCUUCCCUCCCCCUCACCCCACUUCAUCCCUCCCUCCUUUCUACUCUCAUUCUCUCUCUCCAUUCUACUUUCCUCAUUCAUUUUACCUUCUUCCUACAAUCCUCCUCCUGCUCCUGAAAUUAUCAUAGUGACCAACAGUAAACUAUUUAUACAGUGGAUUCUGGUUAAUCGGUUAUUUGGGACAACUUGAACAGAACAAAAACUAAUCCAGAAAAUAGCCGGGGUUCCCUUUGUUUAUUUGGGGCAUUAUGCCAUGUAAUUGGGGCAAAAGACUGUGGUGAACAGUUUCUAGCUAGCGUCAGACAUGUGAACUUGUGUGGCCAUUAGGCACUACACGAUGCUUAGAGCGAUCAUUUUUAAAUAGCAUCGGUUGCAUGCGCUUGUGUUCAAAAAGCAGUGAUUUCUGUCACUGGUAAUCGGUGAGAAAUAGCUGUCAGACGAUUCAGACAGUCUUGAUCACUGCAGUUUCAAGCAAUCAGGUUUAGCGCUGCCGGAAACGGCCAGGAAUGAAAAUGAAAAGAUUACACUACUUCAGCAAGUUAGGAACUAUGAAGAAUUUAAAGCUAUCACCAGUCAUUUUGAAUUUUACAAUGAAAAUGAGGAUUUGGAGGAUACCAUCAUCAAUAGCAUUGUAUGAAGGCAGCCCAGUGUCUACACCAAGUGUCUGCACUGAAUUUGUUCAUUUACAGUGAGUCAGAAGAACAUGGAUGAAUUCCUCCAUCGAUAACUAUUAGGAUCUAAUACACAGUUUUUUCUAGAACUGUAGUACUAUUUGUAGUGUUCUAAUUUGUUCUGUAUUUAAUUUAAAUACAAACUCUGUUACUCAGUUAAAUGGUAGCUUGUCUUUUUAUGCCUUUUUACCUACUUCCAUACAGCUAAUUGGAGCAGCUGCUUAACUGGGGCAAAAUGUACUGGUCCCAAUGUGCCCCAAUUAACCGGAAUCCACUGUAUUAUGGUUAUUGGGAUUAAAUCUUUAAAUCACCCCACGUUUUUUUCUGUUAAAGGAUGCCCUUAUGUAAAAUCAGAGUUUUGUUUAGUGUAAUUGUUGGCAUUCAUGGUCAUAAACUAGACACGUUUGGUAUUUUUUAAAUACUCUUAUAUUCUUAUGACAUUUGUAUUGAUAGAUAACAGGACAAAUUUCUUAACUGCUUUAAUUCGACUAUAUACCAUUUUCAGGAAUGUCUUUUGUAAUGCAGAUUUCUGGCAGAAUCAUGUAGUACAAGCAUCUUUCUUUCUCCAAAUAAAAGCCACUAUCAAUAAUUUGCAUGUGCAGAUGACUGAAGUAUUCUCUGGUGAAGUAUAAACAAUCCUCUUUGCUGAUGCCCUUCCGGGUGCUUUUUAUGUGACGUGCAGGAAAUGGAUCUGAGUUCCUAAUAAAGACAGUCUAGGAAAUGAUGUGUGAUUUGUUUCCCUAAACAUUAUCUAACCAUUGUGGCCAAAAGUUGUUUUGAUUUUUGAGGGGGUAUGGGGUAAUACUGAAUGGAGUAAAUAAAUGGAAUGAUUUUUAUUAAAUCAGGGAUUGCACAUGAAAAAAGGCCAAGGGAUGUUUUCACUGAAUUAACUAUUAAAUUAUGUUUUACCAUGGAAAAUAUCUACCAAAUUUUGCUUGUUAUAUUUCAAAACGUUGGUAACUUUAUUUUGGGCUUACCUUGUCCGUGGAGGAAUUUGAAUGACAAAGAAUCAGAGAGUCUUGCAUUUAGAAAUCUAGUGUAUAACUGAUGACAACUGUCAGACAAACAAUACGUCUCCUGAAAAUUCUUCUUGAAGAAACCAGUUUAUAAUAAUUACCUGAAACAAUUGCUGUCUGAAUAUUUAUUUGUAAGAUUUAUCAUUUGCGAAUACAAAUGGGCUUUUAGCAAAAAGGGCAAAGAGUUAAAAUUCACCAUCACUGGAGAGAGCUAUUUACUCUGAAGAUAAGGAAGUUCCAGAUUCAAGAUAAAGUAUUUGUAAUCAAUUUGAGAAUGUCUCAUAUGAUUGGUAGCAAGUACUAAUUUACUUGCAUGUUCUGUUUUCCACUUUUGUGGUUUACAUCUCAACUGGACAGAGAAAAUUUAAUUAUAGUUCCCAUAAAGAGUACUAAGCCUCACAUAUGGCCCUUUCACAUGUGGCCAUAAAGUUUUACAUCAGUUUACCAUUGACGAAUGAACGGCUUGUCUUUGUUUAAGCAUGCUUGCUGGUACUGUCCUUAACAUUCGUCAUUUUUGUCAAUAUUUUGUGUAGAUUGGAUAACUGCACAAUGUGCAUUUUAAUUUGAAAUACAUGUUGAAAUACUUGUAGUAGGGAUUGUUUAAAGGUUUAAUAUUCUGAAUGAAAAUUAAAAGCCCCUACCUUGCUGUGCAAUAAAAUCUUUUAUCAAUGCAAAGUAGCAUAGUUUGUUAUUAUUAUCCCUUUGUAAUCUGUAUACACAAAAUAUUUAAGACAAUAUUUUGUUUGCUUAGUGCCACUGGAUUCAAACAGUGAAGGUUUCCUUCUAAUGUGUGGUAUACAUUUUGAAAUAAUGUAACGCAAUACUUGUAACUCUUCAGCAGACUCAUUAUGUUUUAAUUAUGCAACAGAACAAGCUCUUUUGAUAAUAAAAAUGCCUUUAUUUCAUGUUUGUCUUUGGCGCAUCUUCCACUGAUAUUCACAUACUUUUAAAAAAUGUGAUUUUUUGUAAAUGUGUGAAAUAGCGUC